Pochonia chlamydosporia 170 is the source of this 384-nucleotide messenger RNA. RefSeq lists its product as hypothetical. Bases 1 to 384 code for a protein of 127 amino acids. NCBI's taxonomy places the organism in Eukaryota, Fungi, Ascomycota, Sordariomycetes, Hypocreales, Clavicipitaceae. The transcript has a single exon. The record is from RefSeq and is a predicted model, not a curated record.
AUGCCUCCGAUGGCUGCAUCAUGGGCAUCCAUCUCGGACCUUGACACCUUGUCAUUGCCUGUCAUGGGCAGUCGGCGACCCCCACGAGGUCAUUUCUCCCCCCGUUCAAUGUUUGGAACCCGGUUCCUGUCACUUGCGAAUGUUGCAUGCAUGAUUUGGCAAUUUGCGGGGUGUCAAAUGAUGUCAAAUGAUGUUGUGAUCUGGUGUCGGCGAGGUGCCGAGCUGAAGAUGGGGGAUGCAGAUGGGCUGUCUGGUCGAGGAUUGACAGCGAAGGAGCCAGGCGGCAUGAAGGAGAUUUCGAUAUGGAUACGCCAUCGCAUAGUCGGUUCGAUGCCUCGGGAUAAAAGCUGCCGGGAUGGAUGCAACAUGGCUCACAUGGUUUAG